Molecule: messenger RNA, 172 nt
Organism: Candidula unifasciata
Lineage: Eukaryota; Metazoa; Mollusca; Gastropoda; Stylommatophora; Geomitridae
Source: the annotation of a GenBank genome assembly
UUGGACUGGUUUAACUACCUUGAUUUCUGUUUUUGCAUUUCAGCUGCAAUGGAUAUGAUGACACUGAUGGCCCUCCAGAGUGGAUUAAACGGUGGAAACCAAGCUGCCGGUGGAGGAGCAAUGAUGAUGGGUAUGGGCGGUGGUGGUGGCGGCGGAGCUGGUCUACUUGCAA